Messenger RNA from Ochotona princeps (American pika), 3981 nucleotides. Its product is annotated as lysine-specific demethylase 6A-like. The transcript is spliced from 26 exons. Gene Ontology annotation, molecular function: protein binding; RNA polymerase II cis-regulatory region sequence-specific DNA binding; chromatin DNA binding. The record is from RefSeq and is a predicted model, not a curated record. Lineage: Eukaryota; Metazoa; Chordata; Mammalia; Lagomorpha; Ochotonidae. Gene Ontology annotation, cellular component: MLL3/4 complex. Gene Ontology annotation, biological process: regulation of gene expression; heart development.
UUUGGGGUUUUGUCCCUGGUGUUCGUAACGGAGAUUUAAUUGGUCAGGCUCGAGCGGCGAUUGUAUCACUUCAAGUGUUGGACUGGGUUGUCGACGUGGGAGCUGCAGAUUUUUGCGGUUUUCAUGAAAUCCUGCGGAGUGUCGAUUGCUACCCCUACUGGUGCUACGGAUAAUGACGCUGAGGCAAAGAAAAUGGCGGCUGAUGCAGCGACUGGGGAAAGUGAAGAUAGCUCAGUUACUCUGACAGAGGAAGAAAGGGAGGCGCUCCGUGGUUUAGACAGCUGUCUGUUCGGGUUCGUGAGCCUUCACGAAGAUGGCGAGGGUGCCAAGACGAGGACCCUGCUAGACAAGGCUAUACACUGCUAUGAAUCUUUAAUUUUAAAAGCUGAAGGAAAAAUAGAGUCUGAUUUCUUUUGUCAGUUAGGCCACUUCAACCUUUUAUUGGAAGACUAUUCAAAAGCAUUAUCUGCAUAUCAGAAAUAUUACAAUUUACAAAAGGACUAUUGGAAGAAUGCUGCAUUUUUGUAUGGACUUGGUCUGGUCUAUUUCUACUACAAUGCUUUUCAUUGGGCAAUUAAAGCAUUUCAAGAUGUGCUUUAUGUUGACCCCAGCUUUUGUCGAGCCAAGGAAAUUCACUUACGACUUGGACUAAUGUUUAAAGUGAACACAGACUAUGAAUCUAGUUUAAAGCAUUUUCAGUUAGCUUUGAUUGAUCGCAAUCCUUGUACUUUGUCCAGCUCUGAAAUUCAGUUUCACAUUGCCCAGCUGUAUGAAACUCAGAAAAAGUAUCACUCUGCUAAAGAAGCCUAUGAACAACUUUUACAGAAAGAAAACCUUCCUGUACGAGUAAAAGCAACUGUGCUACAACAAUUAGGCUGGAUGCAUCAUAACAUGGAUCUGGUAGAAGAUAAAGCCACCAAGGAAAGUCAUGCUAUUCAGUAUCUUCAGAAGUCAUUGGAGGCAGAUCCAAAUUCUGGCCAAUCCUGGUACUUCCUUGGAAGGUGUUACUCAAGUAUGGGAAAAGUUCAGGAUGCCUUUAUAUCUUACAGACAAUCUAUUGAUAAAUCAGAAGCAAGUGCAGAUACUUGGUGUUCAAUAGGUGUGCUUUAUCAACAGCAAAAUCAACCUAUGGAUGCUUUACAGGCAUAUAUUUGUGCUGUACAGUUGGACCAUGGGCAUGCAGCAGCUUGGAUGGACCUAGGCACUCUGUAUGAAUCCUGCAAUCAACCUCAAGACGCCAUUAAAUGCUACUUAAAUGCAGCUAGAAGCAAAAGUUGUAUUAAUACCACUUCACUUGCAGCAAGAAUUGAAUUUUUGCAGGCUCAGUUGUGUAACCUUCCACAAGGUAGUCUACAGAAUAAAACUAAAUUACUUCCUAGUAUUGAGGAGGCAUGGAGCCUACCAAUUCCCGCAGAGCUAACCUCCAGGCAGGGUGCCAUGAACACAGCAUUGCAGAAUGGUUAUGAUAACUGGCAUGGUGACCAGCCUAUUUCACAUUCAGGACAGCAACAAGUUCACUCUUGGCAUUUGACACCACAGAAAUUGCAGCACUUGGAACAACUGCGUGCAAAUAAAGAUCACCUGAAUCAAGCACAGAAAUUGAUGCUGGAACAGUUGGAAAGUCAGUUUGCCUUAAUACAGCAGCAAAUAAGACAGACAAGACUUGCUCAAGUACAAACUGCUGGAAUUCCUAAUGGACCAAUAGCUGAUUGAUCACUGCCUACAAACUCUGUCUCUAGUCAGCAACCAUAUGCUGCUGCUCUGACCACAGUACCUACUGUCUCUCAGCAUACAGUCCACCCUACUUUUCUUAAAAAGCAUGUGUCCAAUGCAUCUUUUCCUACAGAUUAUUUCCAUUUUCACACAUCAGAAACUCUAGGGAGUACUGACACUAGUUUGAUAGGCAAUAAUUCUAUAACAGAAAGUGGAAGUAAUGGAAAUAUGCCUUACCUACUGCAAAACAUGUUAAUCCUACCUCAUAAGCACAUAAAUCUUACAACAUGGAGAAAACUAUCCAACUCUGCUAAGGGGAUUUGUAAAGGCCACAAUUCAAAUUUGGCAAUACUUAAUAAUGAUCAACCUCUGUUUUCUACUCAGCAUGCCCAAGAUGUGCAGGUGGCUAGCUCUGGCAUUCAGACUCAGAAUGGACAUUACAUUCUGCCCAGAAAUUCAGUUCAACAGGGCAAAGCUCUCAAGCACCUUUCGUCUCAUAUUGCUACCUCAAGCGCACAGUCAGGCAUUGCACUUACCAAAGAGAAAAAGUCUUCAACAAAUAUAUUCUUGAGCCCUGAAGCAAGCAGGCAUGUUGGAGUCACGUCUAUUGGCUGUGCUGGUGUCAAGAGACUUUCUAAUGAUUUGCAUCAGAUGGCAGCAGUUGCUGUUUCCAAUCCCACCCAUGGAGAUUCUGUAGCAUCUAACUUACUCAUUGAAGACAGUCCUCAGGCCUCUGCCCUGUUGAUUAGGAAAGCAAUUGGACAUUUGAAUAUUGGGACUUGUGAGAAAGUCAACAGUACUCACCCUGCUUUUCAUACAAUGACGGAUGAUUCUGUUGCCUCUUCACCUUCUUCAGCUAUUUCAACAUCAUCAACUCCAAAAUCCACUCAACAGCCAAGCACACAAACUACUACCAACCUUAACAGCCCUCACAGUGGAUCGCAUACAGUUAGCGUAGAAGGACCAGAGAACAUCCAGAGUUCUAUGAAAGCUGAUAUUUCUCUAGAUAGUCAAAAAUCUGCUCAAAAAAUACCAUCAAUGUCUGUAUCCAUAUAUUCCAGUUCAACUGACAUUCUAAAGACAUGCAGAAAUCUAGGUAAAAAUGGCUUGUCUAAUAAUCACAUUUUGUUGGAUAAAUGUCCACCUCCAAGACCACCAACUUCACCUUAUCCUCCCUUGCCUAAAGAGAAGUUGAAUCCACCCACACCUAGUAUUUAUCUAGAAAAUAAGCGAGAUGCUUUUUUCCCUCCGUUACAUCAAUUCUGUACCAACCCAAAAAAUCCUGUUACAGUAAUACGUGGCCUUGCUGGAGCUCUUAAGUUAGAUCUUGGCCUCUUUUCCACCAAAACUUUGGUAGAAGCUAACGAUGAACAUAUGGUAGAAGUAAGAACACAGUUGCUGCAGCCAGCAGAUGAAAACUGGGAUCCCACUGGAACAAAAAAAAUUUGGCGCUGUGAAAAUAAUAGAUCUCAAACUACAAUAGCUAAAUACGCACAGUACCAAGCUUCUUCUUUUCAGGAAUCACUGAGGGAAGAAAAUGAGAAGAGAAUACAGCAUAAAGACGUUUCAGAUACUGAAUCAUCAUUUUCAAACAAUUCUGGAAAAAGAAGGAAAGGACCUUUUAAAACCAUUAAAUUUGGGACCAAGAUUGACCUCUCUGAUAAUAAAAAGUGGAAGAUGCAGUUACAUGAGCUAACUAAACUUCCUGCUUUUGUGCGUGUGGUGUCAGCGGGAAAUCUUUUAAGCCAUGUUGGUCAUACCAUACUGGGCAUGAAUACAGUUCAGCUAUAUAUGAAAGUUCCAGGCAGUCGAACACCAGGUCACCAAGAAAAUAACAAUUUCUGCUCUGUUAAUAUAAAUAUUGGUCCAGGUGAUUGUGAAUGGUUUGUUGUACCUGAAGAUUACUGGGGUGUUCUAAAUGAGUUUUGUGAAAAGAAUAAUUUGAAUUUUCUCAUGAGUUCAUGGUGGCCGAACCUUGAAGAUCUUUAUGAAGCAAACGUUCCUGUUUAUAGAUUUAUUCAGAGGCCUGGAGAUUUAGUAUGGAUUAACGCAGGCACUGUAUACUGGGUUCAGGCUAUUGGCUGGUGUAACAACAUUUCUUGGAAUGUUGGUCCUGUAACAGCCUGCCAGUAUAGAUUGGCUGUGGAAAGGUAUGAGUGGAACAAACUACAAAAUGUGAAGUCAGUAGUACCCAUGGUUCAUCUCUCCUGGAACAUAGCAAGGAAUAUCAAAGUCUCAGAUCCAAAGCUUUUUGAAAUGAUUAAGUAA